Cottoperca gobio is the source of this 956-nucleotide messenger RNA. It is a transcript of the gene dnajc15, whose product is annotated as DnaJ (Hsp40) homolog, subfamily C, member 15. The coding region runs from base 38 to 487 and encodes 149 amino acids. Lineage: Eukaryota; Metazoa; Chordata; Actinopteri; Perciformes; Bovichtidae. Gene Ontology annotation, cellular component: PAM complex, Tim23 associated import motor. The record is from RefSeq and is a predicted model, not a curated record. The transcript is spliced from 6 exons. Gene Ontology annotation, biological process: protein import into mitochondrial matrix. Gene Ontology annotation, molecular function: ATPase activator activity.
UGUUAGGGUUUAAUCACGUGACAGUAGCUAAGGCAACAUGGCGAACGCCGGCAGGAUGACCGUUGACGGAGAACUGCUGCGUAAUGCUGAAUAUACUCCAAAAACAAACGUUAGGAGCGACGCAAGUAUCGACACACGUCUGGGAGGGACUCUGAUUGCAGUCGGUCUUGGUGUGACUGCUGCAGCUUUUGCAGGCCGCUAUGCAUUCCAGCUGUGGAAGCCUCUUGGACAAGUCUUCUCUGAAACCGUCAGGAAGAUGCCCACAUCCGCUUUCUCGCCAUAUUACAAAGGAGGUUUUGAGGAGAAAAUGUCGAAGCGAGAGGCCAGCCUCAUUCUCGGCAUCAGCCCCGCCUGCACUAAGGCCAAGGUACGCGACGCCCAUCGUGCCAUCAUGGUCCAGAAUCAUCCAGAUAAAGGUGGGUCACCGUAUCUCGCCGCUAAGAUCAACGAGGCCAAAGACCUUUUGGACAAAGAAAUCAGACGAUGACUUGCAGAGUUAACGAACACUUUAAAGACUUCCAUCACCUCCUGCAGGAUCUCAGCUCUGUGCUGCUGCUCCACCAACAUCAAGACUCCGGCUCAGGAAGCAAAACAUAUACAUUCAUGUACGUUUCCUUCAUAGCAACAUUACUUAUCUCCAACUCAAUUUGUCAACAUUAUGAACAUAUAUGUAUGUCAAUGAAGAGGGAAGGAUGUUGCUUUGAAAUGACUCGAGGGUCAUUUUGAAUGAGUUUAGGGGUCAUCAGAGGGCAUGGAUGGGUAGAGUCUCCCUCUAGUGGUAGCUGUGCUACAUCAAGAAAUAUUUUGUAUAAAGAUUUAUUAUGAGUGUAUAAAUGGAAGCAUAUAAAAAGGUACUAUGUAAUCUAUUUAAGGAAUAAGACAAUAAUACAUUAACAUAAUUCCAUGUUUAAACAGUUAAUGUGGAAGUGGUGAAAUAAACUUUAUUUGAAAACAUC